GAUAUGUCAAGACUGCAGGUCUGCAGACUGCAGCCACAGGAACGGUCUAUAUAUAUACGUCCUGGCCUCUUAAUUUCUUCCCAAGGAGGAGUCGAUCGAGCAGAAGAGAAGCCAAAAGCUCCAAUCUUCGAGAGACGUGUGAAGAACAUUCGAUCGCCAUGGCCGGGGGAGGCGAAGAGCUGAAGCUGCUGGGCAUGUGGGCGAGCCCGUUCGCUCUGCGAGCGAAGCUUGCGCUCAGCUUCAAGGGCCUGAGCUACGACUACGUCGAGGAGGACUUCAAGAACAAGAGCGAUGUCCUCCUCAGCUCCAACCCGGUACACAAGAAGGUCCCCGUGCUCAUCCACAAAGGCAAGCCCAUCUGCGAGUCGCAGGUCAUCGUGCAGUACAUCGACGAGGUGUUCCCCGACGCCGGCGUCACCCUCCUCCCCGCCGAUCCCCACGAUCGCGCCGUCGCUCGCUUCUGGGCUGCCUACAUUGACGAAAAGCUGUUCAGUGCGUGGAUUCUGGUGUUCAGAAGCAAGACGGAGGAGGAGAAGGCGGAGGCGGUGAAGCAGACGUUUGCGGUGGUGGAGAAACUGGAGGGAGCACUGAGCGAGUGCUCCAAGGGGAAGCCCUUCUUCGGCGGCGACACCGUCGGCUACGUCGACGUCGUGCUCGGAGGCUUCGUCGCGUGGGUGCACGCGAUCGAAGAGGUGUUCGGCCUGAACCAGUUCGACGCCGCCAAGACGCCGCUCCUGGCGGCGUGGUUGGAGCGCUUCGACGAGCUCGACGCCGUCAAGGAGGUCAUGCCGGACAUUGGCAGGCUGGUCGAGCUCGCCAAGAUGAGGCAGGCACAGGCAGCGGGGGCGGCCGCAGCCGCCGCGGGUGAGGCCAGUUGAAGUUUGCUGAAUCCUGGAGGGGAGUUUGAAGUUUGAAACACAACCAUAUAGAUUGUCGUGUGCUUCCACAUUUUCGCAGUUCCUAUGGCUGUACCUCGUCUUGUUUCUGCAACUAUGUUCAUCAGUUCGUAUUGCCGCACCGUGUAUCUUCGCCAUGUACCGUCGCAGUUGCCAAGUGGGAAGUGGCUAUUCUACCAAGAUGAUGUAUGAUGUGCUACGUCUAUAUUAAUUCAUACGUUGAUUUGUUUCAAUAA
Oryza sativa Japonica Group (Japanese rice) is the source of this 1132-nucleotide messenger RNA. Its product is annotated as probable glutathione S-transferase GSTU6. The record is from RefSeq and is a predicted model, not a curated record. Gene Ontology annotation, biological process: glutathione metabolic process. Gene Ontology annotation, cellular component: cytoplasm. Gene Ontology annotation, molecular function: glutathione transferase activity. NCBI's taxonomy places the organism in Eukaryota, Viridiplantae, Streptophyta, Magnoliopsida, Poales, Poaceae.